Mobula hypostoma (lesser devil ray) is the source of this 1691-nucleotide messenger RNA. Its product is annotated as histone-binding protein RBBP7. The transcript has 12 exons. The record is from RefSeq and is a predicted model, not a curated record. Gene Ontology annotation, biological process: regulation of DNA-templated transcription; chromatin remodeling. Lineage: Eukaryota; Metazoa; Chordata; Chondrichthyes; Myliobatiformes; Myliobatidae. Gene Ontology annotation, molecular function: nucleosome binding; histone binding. The coding region runs from base 133 to 1419 and encodes 428 amino acids. Gene Ontology annotation, cellular component: NuRD complex; ESC/E(Z) complex; nucleus.
CGCAUGCGCAGAGGGCAGAGCCUGUGGCACGGGGUCAGUGGUUCGGUUGCGCGCGAGCGGGCUUGAUUGUUUCCUCGGAUUUUUGAAAACAAAUUGGAAAGAAAGGGCGAGCGGCAGCAGCCUCCGUUCCGCAUGGUGAGAAUGGCGGAUAAAGAGGUUUAUGACGAUGCAGUGGAGGAGCGUGUGAUCAAUGAAGAAUAUAAAAUAUGGAAGAAGAAUACUCCAUUUUUGUAUGACCUAGUUAUGACUCAUGCAUUAGAAUGGCCAAGUCUUACUGUACAGUGGCUACCUGAUGUUACCAGGCCUGAAGGAAAAGAUUACAGUAUUCACCGUUUGGUGUUAGGGACACAUACAUCUGAUGAACAGAACCAUUUAGUUAUUGCAAGUGUCCAGAUCCCCAAUGAUGACGCUCAGUUUGAUGCUUCUCACUAUGAUAGUGAGAAGGGAGAAUUUGGUGGAUUUGGGUCUGUAAGUGGAAAAAUAGAAAUAGAAAUUAAGAUCAAUCAUGAAGGUGAAGUGAAUAGAGCACGUUAUAUGCCACAAAAUCCAUGCAUUAUUGCCACCAAAACUCCAACCUCUGAUGUUCUUGUCUUUGAUUACACCAAACAUCCGUCUAAACCAGAUCCAAGUGGUGAGUGUAAUCCUGACCUGCGGCUACGUGGUCACCAAAAAGAAGGAUAUGGCCUCUCCUGGAACCCAAAUUUAAGUGGACAUCUUCUUAGUGCUUCAGAUGAUCAUACAAUCUGUCUUUGGGACAUUAGCGCAGGUCCAAAAGAAGGAAAGAUAGUUGAUGCGAAAACGAUAUUUACAGGUCACACUGCAGUUGUAGAAGAUGUAUCCUGGCAUUUACUGCAUGAAUCCUUGUUUGGAUCAGUGGCUGAUGACCAGAAACUCAUGAUCUGGGAUACGAGGUCAAAUAAUACUUCAAAGCCAAGCCACUCUGUGGAUGCGCAUACAGCUGAAGUCAACUGCUUGUCUUUCAACCCAUAUAGUGAAUUUAUCCUGGCAACUGGCUCCGCUGACAAGACGGUGGCAUUAUGGGAUCUACGAAAUCUUAAAUUAAAACUUCAUUCCUUUGAAUCACACAAGGAUGAGAUCUUCCAGGUCCAGUGGUCUCCACAUAAUGAAACUAUUCUUGCUUCCAGUGGUACAGAUCGUCGUCUCAAUGUUUGGGAUUUAAGCAAAAUUGGUGAGGAGCAAUCAGCAGAAGAUGCAGAAGAUGGACCUCCGGAACUACUGUUUAUUCAUGGAGGCCACACUGCAAAGAUCUCCGAUUUCUCCUGGAAUCCAAAUGAACCAUGGGUAAUCUGUUCUGUUUCAGAAGAUAAUAUUAUGCAAGUUUGGCAGAUGGCUGAGAAUAUUUACAACGAUGAGGAACCUGACACACCAGCCUCUGAAUUAGAGAGUCAAGGAUCAUAAGCCUAGAUUGGCCAACUAUUUUUAAAGAGGUCUGGGAGGAGAAAAAUAGACUGAUCAUCUUAAUACAAGUUUUCCAAAUGGUCCUUUCAAGUCAAGUGCUGGGGCUUGUGUAUAUAAAAAGCACUUGCGGAAAUUCUGGCGUGCAAUUCCUGCAAUUAUCAGUGUGUCGUACAGAAAUUUUGGAAGUGUUUUGAGAAUGCAAAGCCUGAUUUAUGCAUAGUACGUGAUUGUAUUUCAUCGCAUGUAUAAAAGCUUAAUAGCUACUUGAAGUC